This is a messenger RNA of Dovyalis caffra, 480 nucleotides long. NCBI's taxonomy places the organism in Eukaryota, Viridiplantae, Streptophyta, Magnoliopsida, Malpighiales, Salicaceae. The record is from the annotation of a GenBank genome assembly.
AUGGGGACUCGUGUUAGGUUAUCGGUUACCAAAAUAGCGAAAGAAAAUCUGGACAAGUGGCCUCUAACGUAUACAAACCAAAUUGUUUUGAACUUCCAGCAGUUUCUUGCUGGACUGGAACUUGUCCUUGCUUCAACGUGUCUCUCCAGCUGUCCACGUUCUCCAUGGCCCCACACGUUUUCUUCUGAAAACCGACACCAAUCCGCACGAUCUCUUGGAAAGAAUUUGUUUUUGUGUCUUGAGAUCCAAUUUUGCAUAAUGGCAUUUGCAACAGUGAAGUUGUUUGCUGCUGUUCUUAUAAUGGCAAUAUUUGCCAGUUUUCUUGUUUCUGCACAAGAUUUUGGAGAGUUGUCACCAACACCAGCACCAGCACCCGGUCCCGGAAUGGACAAGGGAGCUUCUACUUAUUCUUUUGGGAUGUCUGGCGCUCUCAUCUGCUCCUCUCUCUUCUUCUCUUUGCUUGCUCUUUUGAGGCACUAG